AUGUCUGCAUCGGCUCCAUACGCUCCUAAUGCUCCCAACCUUGACUUUGAUCACGCGCCUUCGUGGACUGGCCCACCGAUUCACGUUGGUGUCAUUGGAGGAAGCGGCCUUUACAAGCUCGAGGGACUAGAUGUGAUCACCGAGGUGAAUCCCAUGACGCCAUGGGGACACGCGUCUUCUCCCAUCACGGUUGCUAAGACGCCUGCCGGCACACAUGUCGCUUUCCUCGCCCGCCACGGUUUGACGCACUCUCUCUCGCCGUCGUCCGUUCCUUCGUUGGCAAAUAUUGCAGCACUCAAGCAUCUCGGUGUACGCUGCAUUCUUGCAUUCAGUGCCGUCGGCUCGCUCCGAGAGGAAAUCGCCCCGAAAGAUUUUGUCGUGCCUAGCCAGAUCAUCGACCGGACAAAAGGUAUUCGCAGGGCCACCUUCUUUGGUGAAGGCAACCAGAAUGGAGUCGUGGCGCAUGCAACCUUCGGAGAUCCGUUUGACGAGAUUUUAAGACCAGUCGUUGAGAAGCUAACACGCCAGGCUCUGGGUCCUGACGUCAAGGUGCACGGCCGCAAGACUUUGGUUUGCAUGGAGGGCCCUUCUUUUUCCACACGAGCGGAAAGCAUCAUGUAUCGUGCAUGGGGAGGUGAUGUUAUCAACAUGUCAACCUUGCCGGAGGCCAAAUUGGCUCGAGAAGCUGAAUUGUCCUACGUACUAAUCGCGACCUCAACCGACUAUGAUGCCUGGCGCGAAACGAGUGCUGCCGUGGACGUCAGUGAGGUCAUCAAGUCAUUCCAAGCCAAUGUCGCCAAUUCGCAAAAGGUCCUCAAAACGAUCCUGGACCCGCUCCAUGAUCUUGUAGGCGAUGAUGCUGAAGCUUUCAAGAAAGCACAAGGCAGCAUGAAGUUCAGCGUCAUGACGAAACCUGAGAACGUCCCAACGAUCGCUAAAGACAGCUUGCGCUUCAUUCUCCCUUGGUAUCCUCAGUGACGAGGGUGAAGUUGUAGAUCGAUCGAGAUAUGUGAAAUUGACAAUGAGAACAAAUUUGAACGAG
Messenger RNA from Acaromyces ingoldii, 1042 nucleotides. RefSeq names its product Methylthioadenosine phosphorylase. Gene Ontology annotation, biological process: nucleoside metabolic process. The transcript has 5 exons. Lineage: Eukaryota; Fungi; Basidiomycota; Exobasidiomycetes; Exobasidiales; Cryptobasidiaceae. Bases 1 to 978 code for a protein of 325 amino acids. Gene Ontology annotation, cellular component: cytosol. The record is from RefSeq and is a predicted model, not a curated record. Gene Ontology annotation, molecular function: S-methyl-5-thioadenosine phosphorylase activity.